GUCACGCGACAUUGUUGACCGCGAGUCAUGUGAUGGUGCCUUGCGCCGGCGGUGCUUGCCGGAGGAAGAGGAGAGCGACCAUCAUCCGCUGUCUUCUGGGUCUGCAGCUUUGCAAUUCACGGAGCCUCCGAGGACUCUGGAGGAGCUGUACUUCUGAGGGAGCUGCGAAAGUUCGAGUGCGUAGUGUGAGAGGCAGCCUAGGCUUCCUGGGGCGGCAGAGAAGGCCUUCAAAGACUCUGCUUCCUCCUUCGGAGGCCUGGCUUUGCCGCACUGAUUGACCCCGUGUUCUUUACCACUUCCUCUCAAUGUUCUCGUCAUAUAUCAGGAAAUAUGAUCAGCGCCCCUGAUGUGGUAGCCUUCACCAAAGAGGAUGAGUAUGAGGAAGAGCCUUACAAUGAACCAUCCCUGCCUGAGGAGUACUCCGUGCCACUCUUCCCUUUCACCAACCAGGGAACUAACCCGUGGUCUAAGCUGUCUGGAGCCAAGUUCUCAAGGGACUUCAUCCUUAUUUCUGAGUUCUCUGAGCAGGUGGGACCUCAACCCUUGCUGACCAUACCCAAUGACACCAAAGUUUUUGGCACUUUUGAUCUCAAUUACUUCUCUCUGCGGAUCAUGUCUGUGGAUUACCAGGCUUCCUUUGUGGGCCACCCUCCUGGUUCUGCGUACCCUAAGCUGAACUUUGUGGAGGACUCCAAAGUAGUUCUGGGAGACUCCAAGGAAGGAGCCUUUGCAUAUGUGCAUCACCUCACCCUGUAUGACCUAGAGGCCCGAGGUUUUGUGAGGCCCUUCUGCAUGGCUUAUAUCUCAGCAGACCAGCAUAAAAUCAUGCAGCAGUUCCAGGAGUUGUCAGGUGAAUUUUCCAAAGCCUCUGAGUGUUUGAAAUCGGGCAAUAGAAAGGCAUUUGCUGGGGAACUUGAAAAAAAGCUGAAAGACUUGGAUUACACCAGGACAGUCCUGCAUACAGAAACAGAGAUCCAGAAGAAAGCCAAUGACAAAGGUUUUUACUCAUCUCAGGCAAUUGAGAAGGCUAAUGAACUGGCCAGUGUGGAGAAAUCUAUCAUUGAACAUCAAGACCUGCUGAAGCAGAUCCGCUCAUACCCUCAUAGGAAGGUAAAGGGGUCUGAUUUGUGUCCUGGUGAGAUGGAGUACACCCAGGAUCAGGCUGACCAUGCAUCCACUACCUCUAACCCAGAUGAGUCUGCUGACUCAGACAUUUACACCUGCAGACCAGCAUAUACUCCAAAACUCAUCAAAGCAAAGUCCACCAAGUGUUUUGACAAGAAGUUGAAGACCUUGGAGGAGCUCUGUGAUACUGAGUAUUUCACCCAGACCCUGGCCCAGCUCAGCCACAUUGAGCACAUGUUCAGAGGAGACCUGUGCUACCUCCUAACUAGUCAAAUUGACCGAGCACUACUAAAACAACAACACAUAACAAACUUCCUCUUUGAAGACUUUGUGGAGGUUGAAGACAGGAUGGUGGAGAAACAAGAGAGUGUACCCUCUCAGCCCAGUCAAGACAGGUUACCUUCCAGGUCUCUGGAAGAAUGUCCGAUUCCUAAAGUGUUAAUCAGUGUUGGUUCCUACAAGUCCAGUGUGGAGUCUGUGUUGAUCAAGAUGGAUCAGGAACUUGGAGAUGAGCAGUACAAGGAAGUAGAGGUGACAGAGUCAAGUAGUUUUGAGCCCCAGGAAAACCUGGACUACCUGGAUAUGGACAUGAAAGGGAGCAUCAGCAGUGGUGAAAGCAUUGAAAUUCUGGGCACAGAGAAGUCCACUACUGUACUGUCAAAGUCCGACAGCCAGGCUAGCCUCACAGUGCCAUUGAGCCCCCAGGUUGUCCGAAGCAAAGCAGUCAGCCACAGGACCAUCAGUGAGGACAGUAUUGAAGUCCUGAGCACCUGUCCUUCUGAGACCCUCAUCCCUGAUGACUUUAAGGCCAGCUACCCAAGUGCCAUUAAUGAGGAAGAAUCCUAUGCAGAUAAUGAGGGGGCCAUACACUUCCAAGUAAGCCUCAGUCCACUGGAGCUGGGUGAAGCCCAUGAGGUUGGCUUGGAAAACACCCCACCCCAGAAAGACUCCUCCUGCUGUAUUGGGAAGGACAGCAGUGGUCAGCUGAUGCUCCUCCCUACUCCUGCCCACACUUUCUCUGAUGAGGACAGCGUGGUGAGCAUUCCCCCACAGCGCUACAAGCAGAAGGACCAGGGCUUCCAUGUGGACUUUGCAGUGGAAAACACCAAUCCUUCCCAAGACAACAGUUGUGAAGCAUUCCCAGCUUAUGAGUUGGACCCAAGGCAUCUGCUGGCUAGCCGGGAUGUCAGUAAGACUAGCCUGGAUAACUACUCGGACUCCACCAGCUAUGUGAGCAGUGUGGCCUCCACCAGCUCAGACAGGACCCCCUCCUCUGCUCACCCUGUCAGCCUGUCUUCUGAGAGGCAUAAAAAGAGGGCUGGCCAGAAUGCCUUAAAAUUCAUCCGCCAGUACCCCUUUGCCCACCCGGCCAUCUACUCCCUGCUCAGUGGGAGGACACUUGUAGUUCUAGGAGAAGAUGAGACUAUAGUCAGGAAGCUUGUGACAGCACUGUCCAUCUUUGUUCCCAACUAUGGCCGCUAUGCCAAGCCUGUGAAGCACUGGGUCUCUUCCCCUUUGCACAUUAUGGAUUUUCAGAAGUGGAAGCUUAUUGGCCUGCAGAGAGUGGCCUCCCCUGGCAGUGCAGGCACCCUUCAUGCCUUGAGUCGCUACAGCCGCUAUACAAGCAUCUUGGACCUGGACAACAAAACCCUGCGCUGUCCCCUCUACAGGGGAAUGCUGGUGCCCCGCCUGGCAGACCACCGCACUCAGAUCAAGCGGGGCAGCACCUAUUACCUGCAUGUGCAGAGCAUGCUCACCCAGCUCUGCUCCAAGGCCUUCCUCUACACCUUCUGCCACCACCUGCACCUGCCUGCCUAUGACAGGGAGACAGAGGAAGUGGUAGCUAGCCGCCAGCUGAGCUUCCUGAAGCUGAACCUGGGCCUAGUGAACGAGGACAUCAGGGUGGUCCAGUACCUGUCUGAGCUGCUGAAGCUACACUACAUGCAGGAAUCUCCUGGGACCAGCAGCCCCAUGCUCAGGUUUGACUAUGUACCCAGCUUUUUGUAUAAAAUUUGAGGUUGGUCCCAGCCAUUGUGACCAAGACCUGUGACUCAGGGUACAGAGAAGGGAGGAACUGUCAUGCCCAAAAGGUUGCCUGAGCUGGACUGUUGAAAUUUCUGGUCUCAUCACUGAGAAGGAAAUAGAGGUGAGAGCCCAGUUUUCUCAAGUGUCUGGAUGUACAGUAAGUUUUCUUUGACUCCCUGGAUAAGGGGUGUCUUUGGCUUUCUGAGGACCAGCAGCCCAACCAGGAAGAGAAAACCUCAGUCUAUGUGCUAGGAAGAGGUAAGGAGUGGAGCAGCCACAGCCUGGAUGGGAGAAGUAUACUGGCUACAUUCAGCAUCACUUGAAUGGCAAGAAUUAGCCAGGGAACCAGCCUUUUAACUGAAGAUUUGGAGAACAACAGGACGACAGAACAUCUAUUGCCUCAUUCAGACCCCCAUAUGGCCCCUUAUUUGGCCUCUUGGAACCCAUCAUCCCAGGGGAGGCUCCGGAAUAAGAAUGGAGAAAGACGGCUCUGGCCAGCUGAGAAGUGGGAAACACACUUCUAGGCUCCAGGGUUGCAGAGAACAUGAGCAGCCCGUUUGGUCUCACCUUCACAGGGAGGGAAGCAUCUGUAAGUGGCCCUUGGAGAAUAUUCCUUAUAGUCACUAGGCCCAGAUAUGAAACAGGUACCAGAUAGCCACAGCAAAUGUGAGGGACACCCUGGGAACUGCAAAUGGAGCCAACCAGGGGGCCACAAGGCUGUCUGCACUGUGCAAAUGAUGAACUGUCAGUUCUGAGGCUGCCAUGGGCUUUUUCUAGCCAGAGUGCAUGUCCAUUGUUUCCUGGGAAGGUCACAUGCCAGGACUCAGCAGAGGUCAUAACACCAGUUGCCACUCACAGCAAACCUUUGCAACCACUUCACUACCUCUCAUGGGGUCUUACGGGCUUGGUGACAGUGGCUUUGUGUUCAGCUGGCUGGUAUGGAUGGUCAGCGCAGCUGGUAGGAACGGAGAUGGCAGGGACUUUGUUGGCUAGCUCCCACAUGGCUCUUCUUGUGGAGCUGGCUUUGGGAGGCUGUGCUUACCUGUCCCCAGAGCUCACAACUGUCCCUAUGCAAGUCCCUUUUCAAACAUGGUAUUGUCCUUUGGCAUCUCCAUCACCUUUCCCAUUGCUGGUGAUCAGCAUGGCCUCCUUACAAGCUGUCACUGAUGUAUAGCCAGGGUUUCUAAUCUUAAAAAAAAAAUCUCAUACUUUUUUUUUAAUGCUAUGUUUUUCCCUAUAAGUAGGGACAAUGCUGGGUAUUAAUGCUGCUUUUUAAAUUUGUUACAUGAAAACUGGUAAACUAGACCUGAGUCAGUCCUAUGUGUGCACCUGUCAGGCUGUGUCCCUUGCACUUGGGUCCUGCUGUUGUGGCCUGGUCUUCUCAGCCUAUGCACAUCACUGAGGGAGCCAGCUUUGCUUUUCACUGAGGCUGCAGAGACUUGGUAGAAACCCAAGACAGCUUGUAUCACAUCACUUCUUCAGUCAUCUUCCUUGCCCAGGUCCUUGGCACAAAGGUAUGGCCUGUUGGCUUCAGCCAUUGGCUUCCCAUCAGGGACCUUGUUCCUAUCAGAGUAUGUGACAUUUAUUCUGAGGCUGUGACUGAGAAACUUUUGUGGCACAUUGUACUGCCUACAUCUUAUUAGUUCUUUGUAUCUCUGCCUGUUACACGUCAAAGGACACCUUGACAGAUUAUGACUGGAAUAUCCACUGUGUUUCUCUUUAUGGGCUUUUUAUCUGUUACCACUUCCCCACAGUAUUUUAAAUGCUGCUUUGCUGUCUAACUGGUUGGCUAUGUCCUGUCUUAUACCUGCAAAGAUAGACAUGACCAUGGAGUGAUCUUGAAGAAAGAUCUGUGAAGUCCAAGAGAUGGGCUGGAAGUGGUCACUGGCACCACUGUUGUUGCCUGUGUGUCACACCAUCGAAAUGUACUGUGCUUACCUGGAAAACUGACAGGUGGGAGAUGAGCUUUGUGCAGAUGUUAAACUGCAGCCCUACCUGUAGCUAUAGCCAUGCACUGCAGUGGUCUUAAGUGGAAGUCCAUGGGGGUGGUUUUGGGGUUGUGGGUGGUUGUGUUUCUCAGUUUUUAGACCCAGACUGGCUCAGAAGAUGAAGGCAGGUGACUUGUGAGGAGUGAACAGAAUAGAUGGCUCCAAGGAGUGUUUCCAGAAAUGGCAAAGUGGUUCUUCAUGAAGAUGCUUUUCCUGAUUAGGGGUUGAACUUACAAGAUUUAAAUUUUGGUUACAAAUCGUUUCUGUAUGGCAAUUUGAAGGGAUUAUUUAACACAAAGCAUGCUUCCUUUCAAGAGGGCCCUCAAUGGGGUUGGGACUGAGUCACACUUGGGCAGAGGCAGUUAAUACCGGAUGCUCUCCUCCCAGCUUCUUCAUUUUGGAAGAUUUGAAGCCUCUAGCUAGAAGUCUCACCUUGACAAUGUGAAGACCCAUGCAGUGGGACUAAUCUCUUCAAGAAUGUUAAUCUAUGGUAUUCUUCUAGUAAUGGGCUAAGAAGUUUUAAUCAACAUUUAAAGACAUUUCCUACAAAGGAGAUGACAUCCACAUUCCUUUUUACUUCUUUACUCCUAUCACUUUGGGGCCCACUACUGAAACUGGCAGAGCUUGGUUUCAACUUGACCUCCAACCUAUUCUCUCUUCCCUUAUUUCAUAACAGUCCAGUUGAAGAGCCAUCUGAUUAGGCUGGCAGUGACACUUGCAGAGGCUCCAUUUUAGAGAUCAGUCCAUGGCUUCCUUUAACAUAUGGGGCAGGUAGGGUAUGCUGGCCUGAGGUGCUGUUUCCUGUCUCAAUAUUUCCCUAGAACCCUUACUUCUUUGGUGGAAUCUUUGGAUUUUAGAAACUGUGACUCUUUCACAACGUAGAGUAAUGGCUGAAGUUAUACACAUCGCUUCUGGGUUUAGAAAUGGACUGUGAUGGUGAACCUGUCAUUCCCCAUCUUGCUUUUAACCUUUUUCAGAUCAGUUGCUAUAUUCAAAGUAUAGAAUACUUCAACCCCACACCAAUUCAAAAGUUCUACUUCAAAUUUCUGAGGUCAGUAGACUUCAUCCCAAGUACCAGAGCUGCUGUGGUGUACCAUAUGAUCUAGAGACAAAGUGCAGCCCUCCACUCCUUGGAUAUCUUGCACGUGCUCUGUCCAUUUGCCAGUGCUAAGUGCGUGCCCCAUGCCCAAACUCGAGUGCUGCAUGUGGGCCAGUGUCUUGUCCUGUUGUGUUACAGCUUUGCCUGCAGGGCCAGCAGCACCAUCUGAGCCAACAAGGAGAGGUGCUGGCAGGCAUACAAGGCCUCUGGAAGAACUAAGCUGUCAUGGCAGGCAAGUAGGCUUUUCCCAGGCUCCUUUACCUUCCACCUACCUAGAAAGCUCACAAGGAAAUGUCUUGGCUUAGGCUUUGAAGCAAACUAGCCAGCUUUUGGCUUUGGCCCAAAACUGUGAUCAAAAGAAACAGAAUUGGAAUUUUUAAGAGACAAAAGUAUUAAGAGUCUGCAAAAAGCUAAAAAGAUCAAAUUUGUACUUCUGGAUGGAAAAGGUUGGGCAAAGUAAGUUUUCCCCACCUCCCUCCCUCGAGCCCCUGGUCUAUUAAGUUUGGUGAAAGCUUUGGGAAAGAUGUGCCAGUAGAUGGAAGAGUGGGGAUAAGCUGAACAUGCUCCAUCUUGCUAACCUGCUGGUGUGUAACUCAACUUCCCAGGAAGGCCUGCUUAGCUUCCAACUGGAGAUCACACACCAGGGGUCUUGGAGUUAGCCCACUGUCUUCACCUAGAGUCAAGCCUCCAAAUUUAAGACAGCUGAGGCAGCAGAUCAGCUCCCAAAUCAGGGGCAGACAUGUAGGAACUGAAAUCACCCACAUCCAUUGGGGACCUGGUGCAGCUGUCUCCACACUGCAGUGAUGAAAUACCAAUUAGGUUGGACCCUAAGCCAUGGGGGUCCAUUACCUCCAAUGCAGGACCCCAGGGAGCCUCUGCCAGGCUGUCUGACAGUGGAUACUUGGAGCCACAGUUUGGACUGAGAUAAAUGCCACCCUAGAGGUUGCAGUGAGAAAAAGCAUAGUCUGUGCUGAACUCAUAGUUAUUUUCUAAAAAGCUAUUUUAUUAGUGCAUGUCUUGUGUCAGUGAAUGUCUGUCCUGACCUCAUGAGCUGAGUCAUUAAAGUGGCUAAAGCCAGAGUAUGACUGAUGUGUGUGAUAGUAUUUCACAGGUGUGAUUGCACAAGAGUUUAACUAGAGUAAAUGCCAAACAUAGUAUGAGGAGUAUACUUUUUAAGAAAUUUAUUUAUUUGAGUUUAGAUAUUUUUGAAAUAUAAAAAUUGGUUGUAUUUUUUAAAGCUAUGAUUCUUGUAGACAUUGUGGUUAAAAAUUUGUGCUUAUUAAAAAUGGUCAUGUAUGGUUUGCAUCUCAGCUAUGUGAAAAA
Fukomys damarensis (Damara mole-rat) is the source of this 7560-nucleotide messenger RNA. It is a transcript of the gene Smcr8, whose product is annotated as SMCR8-C9orf72 complex subunit. Lineage: Eukaryota; Metazoa; Chordata; Mammalia; Rodentia; Bathyergidae. The transcript has 3 exons. Gene Ontology annotation, molecular function: GTPase activator activity. Bases 331 to 3141 code for a protein of 936 amino acids. The record is from RefSeq and is a predicted model, not a curated record. Gene Ontology annotation, cellular component: guanyl-nucleotide exchange factor complex.